AUGCCAUUUUGUUUGUCCAUGUCCGCAAAUCAAACGCCACACCUGAUGGUGUUGCUCUUUCGGGUGGAGGUAAACGUUCAACAUUUGACUUGAGUGCAUGCACACAGUCACAUGCAAGUUCAGCUCCACUAACGCCUUUGUUUGCAUUAACAACACGUUCACACAUUUCUCGGAUUACAACCCGUUUUAUGCAGCGUUUAGCAAUUAACAUCGUACUCCGUUUAAACGUCCGUCUGAACGAGUUCGAGAAUUCUCUUUCGAAGAAUAUUUGCGUUUAAGAAAUGGUUGUUUUGGGGAGCAAUGGUCAGUGGAGUCUUCCUGUUACGCAGGUUUUAAAAGUUCUUGUGUGUAGCGUCAAGGUUACACCCAUGGGAUAUCUGAUCUGAUGGGAUCUAACGUAUUGAGAGCUUUUGUUUGGUUUGAGACGUUUUGUGCUUUUUGCAGCAGACGAGCCUGAGAAAUUCGGCGUGUGGACGCUAUUUAUUUCUCAACGAUUUAAAACCUUUUGACUUUAUAUCUUGCACUUUUAAGUUUGGGAGGGCAGACCUGGAGUCCAAAAAAAAAAAAAAAACCUGAAAUUUGAUCUCACAUAGGACUAAAAAUCUCACUACAGACACUUCAAUUCUAAGUCUUCAGCAGCUUGUUCAUUACGUCCCUUUACGUUGACAAGUGCUAUCAUGGAGACAGAAGCUAAGUCACAGGAAACAUCUCCACUUACGUUUGAAGGCAUGUGGUGGGGGACCCUGGGGUCCGUGCGUCCCUUCCCAAAUUUUCGUCCCGAGAGAGAUGUUGCAGUCCUUCACACUGCACUGGAGAAGAAAGAUGUGAGCACAGUUGUGAGAAUAAUAACCAACCGCAGUAAUGCUCAGAGACGAUCUCUAGCCCGGGCGUACAAGAAUUUCUCACAAAAGGAAUUGGAAGCAGGUCUGAAGAAGAUCCUUUCUGGUGAUCUGCAGUCUCUGAUACUUGCACUGAUGAUGAUACCAGAGCAGUUUGAGGCUCAUCGUUUACGCAAAGCCAUGGAGGGUGCUGGAACAGAUGAAGAAACUCUUUUAGAGAUUUUGUGCACAAGGACGCCACAACAGCUCUCUGACAUCAGGGCUGCAUACAAUCAAGAGUAUAAGCGGGAUUUGGAGAAAGACUUAAUAAGUGAAACCAGUGGAGAUUUCGCGAAGCUCAUCGUGGCAUUAUUGAAGAAAGAGAAUGGACCAGGAAUUAUUGACCAAGAUAUAUCAUCUUUAUCCGAGGAACUGAAAAACAAGAAGCCUGCGGCUGAUCUUUGGAUUCAAAUACUCACCACAAGAAACCCUGACCAUCUCAGAAUUGUGCUGGAAAGACUGGAGUUUGAGAAAGGCCAGACAGCGGAGGAUGCUUUAGAGGGACAUUUUAAAGGAAUCCUCUCUGGAGACCUGAAAAAGGGCUUAAAGACUUUAGUACGAUGUAUACAGAACCAGUAUUUAUUCUUGGCAAAACGGAUCCAGACUAUGAAAGCAGCGGUUCUCCAGGGUGUGAUGGUGGCUCACAGUGAGGAGGAUCUACUGAGUGUUAGAGCGGCGUACCUUCAGUUAACAGGAACUUCACUGUACACAGCCUUACAGAAGCAGUUUAAAAGUGAACUCCAGCAGGGUUUGCUGGCUAUAUGCCGUGCAGAAGAUUAGAAGGCAUUUUGUGUAUAACGCACAUGAUAAACAUAAUGAGCAAUUACAACAAUUACAACAACAAACGCUUUGUGUGUGAAAAUAAAUAAAUAAAAUGUAACUGGGAAUGUAAGUGAA
Messenger RNA from Puntigrus tetrazona (Sumatra barb), 1775 nucleotides. It is a transcript of the gene anxa14, whose product is annotated as annexin A14. NCBI's taxonomy places the organism in Eukaryota, Metazoa, Chordata, Actinopteri, Cypriniformes, Cyprinidae. The coding region runs from base 678 to 1658 and encodes 326 amino acids. Gene Ontology annotation, cellular component: cytoplasm. The record is from RefSeq and is a predicted model, not a curated record. The transcript is spliced from 13 exons. Gene Ontology annotation, molecular function: calcium-dependent phospholipid binding; calcium ion binding.